GAUCGCUGCACUUCGAUCAAAGUGCUACGCAUAUGACAUGGAAGGCAGCGAACUAAUCAAAUCUAAGGGGAUCCGCGGGCACGUCGUCCGGAACCAUCUGUCUUUGGACGAUUACAAACGAUGUUUGUUCGAAGACGAUGGCGAUGGCGACGAUGUGUCAAAACGAGCAUUGGCUGGAGAGAAUGCCCGUGUGGUCAUCGGAGCUGUACGCGAUGGUGAGACUCUACCGACAUUAUCGCUGCCAUACACUCCGUACCGACAGAACGUGUCAAUCCGUUCGUUCGAGCACGAAGUACGCACUUUACGUACAACCAAAUUGGCGCUUAACCGUUUCGACGAUAAGCGCUAUACGCUCGGAAACAGAAUUGACACGUUGGCUCACGGGCAUUAUGCUAUACCACCACCACCACCACCACAGGGAGGUUAAUACAAAUAUAGUAGUAUUUAAGUGAUUCUCGUUGGAAAAAAAAUAUUGUUAAAAUUAAAUAUUGAAAUCAUAAUUUGUAAAAAUAUGUGUACUAGUAUAAAUAGUUUUAAGU
Daktulosphaira vitifoliae (grape phylloxera) is the source of this 539-nucleotide messenger RNA. RefSeq lists its product as uncharacterized. The transcript has a single exon. The record is from RefSeq and is a predicted model, not a curated record. Bases 38 to 427 code for a protein of 129 amino acids. NCBI's taxonomy places the organism in Eukaryota, Metazoa, Arthropoda, Insecta, Hemiptera, Phylloxeridae.